Balaenoptera acutorostrata (minke whale) is the source of this 1457-nucleotide messenger RNA. It is a transcript of the gene RTF2, whose product is annotated as replication termination factor 2. Gene Ontology annotation, biological process: site-specific DNA replication termination at RTS1 barrier; mitotic DNA replication termination. Gene Ontology annotation, cellular component: nucleus. NCBI's taxonomy places the organism in Eukaryota, Metazoa, Chordata, Mammalia, Artiodactyla, Balaenopteridae. The transcript is spliced from 9 exons. The record is from RefSeq and is a predicted model, not a curated record. Bases 82 to 1002 code for a protein of 306 amino acids.
GGAAGUGACUGAUACAGUCGCUAGGCAGCCCGGAAAUUGCGGCUGUAGGGGAUUACUUUGGACUCUGACUCCCAGCUUGCGAUGGGUUGCGACGGGGGAACAAUUCCCAAGAGGCAUGAACUGGUGAAGGGGCCGAAGAAGGUUGAGAAGGUUGACAAGGAUGCUGAGUUAGUGGCCCAGUGGAACUAUUGUACUCUAAGUCAAGAAAUAUUAAGACGACCAAUAGUUGCCUGUGAACUUGGCAGACUUUACAACAAAGAUGCCAUCAUUGAGUUUCUAUUGGACAAGUCUUCCGAAAAGGCUCUUGGGAAGGCAGCCUCUCACAUUAAAAGCAUUAAGAAUGUGACAGAACUGAGGCUUUCUGAUAACCCCGCCUGGGAAGGAGAUAAAGGAAACACUAAAGGUGACAAACACGAUGACCUCCAGCGGGCACGUUUCAUCUGCCCCGUUGUGGGCUUGGAGAUGAAUGGCCGACACAGGUUUUGUUUCCUGCGGGGCUGUGGUUGCGUGUUUUCUGAACGAGCCCUGAAAGAGAUAAAAACAGAAGUUUGUCACACGUGUGGGGCUGCCUUCCAGGAGGACGACGUCAUCGUGCUCAAUGGCACCAAGGAGGACGUGGAAACGCUGGAGAGAAGGAUGGAGGCGAGGAGGCUGCGAGCCAAGCUGGGAAAGAAAACAAAGAAACCCAAGGUGGCAGAGUCUCUCUCAAAAUCAGAUGUCAGUGAAGAAGCCCCAGGACCAUCAAAAAUGAAGACAGGGAAGCCCGAAGAAACCAGCCUUGAUUCUCAAGAGAAGAAAAGCACCUCGGCUCCCAGAAGUGCAGCAGCACACGGGAGCUCUUCCGGAAAAGCCGGGAAGCCUCCAUGUGGAGCCAUGAAGAGGUCCAUCGCUGACAGCGGAGAGUCAGAAGCUUACAAGUCCCUUUUCACGACCCACAGCUCCGCCAAGCGCUCCAAGGAGGAGUCGGCCCACUGGGUCACCCACACGUCCUACUGCUUCUGAGGCCCGGGGCGCGGCCUCGGCGCACCUCAGAGCUCAGAGCCCGCGUGGCAGGGCAAGACGGGGGCUCGGUGACCCCGCCGGCCCCGCCCUGUCGCCCUCUCCGCUCACCACCUCCCCCUGUGCGCGUGGACCUUCCCCGGCCAAAGCACGCUGGCCGCGCUAUUUAUGCUUAAAAUAAUUAAAGACUCCAGAUUCCUCACGGGUAUGUGGUUGGCUCAUUUUGACUCAGAUUCUCAUGGUUUUGCUCGCGGCGGUUAAUUAAACAAGCCAACUGAAACCGAACUUGAGGAAGGACGAGUUUGAAGUGCAUUCCGCCUGCAGGGCUGUAGGAGGGGUCGUCUCGGCGCCAGGGAGGGGACUGAGGGGCCUUCCUUGCGGAUCGCCUUGAUGAGAGAGGAGAUUUAGUUGGCACCCGAUGAUUUCGUACGAAAAUAAAGUCUAAAGUCUGCUCUUGC